Molecule: messenger RNA, 1344 nt
Organism: Brassicogethes aeneus
Lineage: Eukaryota; Metazoa; Arthropoda; Insecta; Coleoptera; Nitidulidae
Source: the annotation of a GenBank genome assembly
GUUUUUGCUAAUAUUUAUUGAAACUUGAAUAAUCAGUAAUGAUUAUUUUAUGAAAUAUAACAGGAAUGUAUAUAUACAUUUAGAGUAUAAAUUAUACUGUCUACAUCUAUGAAUAUUUAUUUAUACUUAUUAUUUACAAUGAAAACAAUACUUAGGCUGCCAUAUCGUCGGGGUUGAACAUACCCUAAAAUAUAACCACAAUGGAUAAAAUUUAAAAAAAAAAUAACCCCACUUACCCUAGCACGUCUCAAAAUAGAAUCCUUGCUGGCAUCAUACGGGUGAUCUUUCGACGGGAUUUCUAAUACUGCAGGGACGGGUUGGUUGUGACCAUCAAUCACGUGACGAAUAGUUUCGGCGAUGUUUUGAUUAAUAAGAAUUAUGUCGAUGUCAUCUCGUUUAAUGAACCGCUUGAAACACUCCUCGAUUUCACCAAUGGGAGUGGCUGAGAAAUAAAAACAUUAACAAUUGUGACUGAAUUAAACUAUUUGUGUACCUUUAUCCACCACCAUAAAGUUGGAGUGGCGAUUUUUGUUGAUUUCACCUACUCCACCCAGUAAAAACCCUACACAGGUGUCCUAAAAAUAUUAUUAUAAGUAAGUAUGAAUAUUUACGUGUGGAAUAAAUACCUCGUCGCCGAUAACGGAAAUAAGCUUCCCUUUGGCUGCAGAAUGUAGGGCCAUUUUCACGAAAUAAUCUUAUUAGAUUUUCGGAGUCAAUUAAAUCACCUGACAAAAGCAGCUGACUAUUUUGACAAUUACUGUAACUCGAAAAUCCCUAAAUUAUCGCUAAACUUCACAACAAUAUUGCGGUACUGCCAACACAACGGCACGUAAAUUUAAAUUAUUGACGUUUUUUUGGGGGUUAGGUUUGUUAAAACAGAAAAACAAUGUCCAACUCGAAAUUGGCGCAGGUUAAGGAGGCCAAAGAGACAUUUCAGGCUUUAAUGGAGCUGUCUCGUUUAUUGUGCACUGGUUUGGAUAAAGAAACUAUGUCGAUUUGUGUGAGGCUUUGCGAAGCCGGGGUAAACCCCGAAGUUCUCGCCACGGUAGUGAGGGAACUUCAGAAAGCUGUGGAAAUGCAGAAUGAAAACUCGAUGGCCGAUCAAACUUCAUAAAAAAUUUAUUGAUAAAAAAAAAUAGUUUUAAGUUGUAAUUUAAUAAAUUAUUUAUUAUAGUAUGGAAUGUUUAUAGUUCUUCCUUCUUCUUGGAGAAUUUUCCUGGGUAGACUUUACUUUCUAUUGUUACACUUUCGCACCGUUCUUGUUCCACCAAAUACUCUUUUGCAGUCCAAGCUUGAGAACCAUCUUUGAAUAGAAAUAUUGCUCUAUCAUCGCCCACUAAGUAU